AUAUGCGAUACAACCCCGCCUGUCUCGUUCCCAUAGAGAAGUUCUAUUCUUUACAUUCAAGCCCGACACUCUAGGACUGAUUAUCCUGAGUAAACAAACCACCAUGGCCACCCCAAGCCAAAUCGACAGCCAUGCUCCCCCGAACCUAACCACCUCCAAACCCGACUCAACACAUGUCGACGAUCUAGAUGUCGAAAUCGAGGUCGUCGCGAACUCGAACCGACCAAACCCGCAAAAAGAAGCGCCGGUCUCGGUCGCCAGACUAUCUCCCGCAGAGCGCGAGGCCGCUGAACGGGCGCUGGUUCGCAAAAUCGACUUGCGGUUGUUGCCGACGAUUGUGAUUAUGUAUAUUCUGAAUUACCUGGAUCGAAAUAACAUUGCGGCGGCGCGAUUGGCCGGGUUGGAGGAUGAUUUGCAUUUAGUUGGAGCUCAGUAUCAGACCAGCGUUAGCAUUCUCUUUGUCGGUUAUCUGUUAAUGCAGAUCCCAUCCAAUCUAUUCCUCAACAAGAUGGGAAAACCAGCCAUCUACCUGCCCGCCGCAAUGACCAUAUGGGGCAUCAUCUCAACUGCUACUGCCGGGGUGCAAACCUACGGCGGACUCGUGGCUGUCCGAUUCUUCCUUGGUUUUGUCGAGGCUGCCUAUUUCCCUGGUUGUCUGUACUUUCUCUCCGCAUGGUACACCCGCAAGGAACUUGGUCUGCGCACUGCCAUGCUGUACUCUGGUUCCCUGAUCUCCGGUGCCUUCUCAGGCUUGAUCGCGGCCGGAAUCACGGGCAACAUGGACCACACACGCGGUCUUCGCGCAUGGAGAUGGCUGUUCAUCAUCGAAGGCGCAAUCACCAUUGUCGUCGCGAUGUUGUCCGCGCUCAUCCUCCCCAACUUCCCUCGUACCACCAGCUGGCUGUCUGAAGACGAAAAGGAGCUCGCCGCGUGGCGGCUUGAGGAGGAUAUCGGCGAGGACGACUGGGUGGACAGCGAGCACCAGACAUUCCUCCACGGCGCGAAGAUGGCCUUGGUCGAUAUCAAGACCUGGAUUCUGAUGAUAAUGAUCUUCUGCAUCGUCUCCUCCGGCUCAGUGACCAACUUCUUCCCGACAGUCGUGCAAACGCUGCAAUACGGCAAAAUCGAAACCCUCCUGCUCACUGCACCACCGUAUGUUCUCGCCGUGUUCACCGCGUUCGCCAACGCCUGGCACGCCGACCGCACUGGCGAACGGUACUUCCACAUCACGCUCCCUCUCUACAUCUCGGUCAUCGCCUUCGUAAUCGCGGCGACGACGACCUCCACUGGCCCACGGUAUCUGAGUAUGAUGCUGAUGGUUCCGGGAAUAUACACGGGGUACGUGGUGGCGCUGGGCUGGAUAUCGAAUAUCCUUCCGCGUCCGCCAGCGAAACGAGCAGCGGCGUUGGCGUUUAUUAAUGCCGUGAGUAACGCGAGUAGUAUAUAUGCGAGUUAUAUGUAUCCGAGUUCGGCGGGGCCGAGAUAUGUUGUUGCCAUGUCGGUUAAUUGUGUGACAUCGUUUAUUGCGAUUGUCUCAGCUACCGUCCUACGCUUUAUCCUAGUGCGGUUGAAUAAGAAGCUGGACCGUGGGGAGUCUGUGCAGGGGGCUGUGGUGGGUGUGCCGGGGCAGGCAGGGGCGAGAGGAUUCAGGUUUUUGGUUUGAUCUAUCUAUCAUUCUACACACCAAUUGGUGUACCUUGAGAUUUAGAGGAUAUAGGAUGUUAGUCAAGGCAAUGUAUUACGCAUGUCAUGCAUGUAUCUGCAAUGCUAUAGCUAUAUGCGCACCAAUCACUAAGCUCCAACCAAAUAGAAUAAAGUAAUAACUCCUGCACAAUCCAAACCACUCAUGAAGAUGAAAGAUGAUACACGAAAGAACAAGUACAGAGACGCUCACU
Talaromyces proteolyticus is the source of this 1895-nucleotide messenger RNA. RefSeq names its product putative MFS transporter. The coding region runs from base 104 to 1663 and encodes 519 amino acids. The transcript is spliced from 8 exons. Gene Ontology annotation, cellular component: membrane. Gene Ontology annotation, molecular function: transmembrane transporter activity. NCBI's taxonomy places the organism in Eukaryota, Fungi, Ascomycota, Eurotiomycetes, Eurotiales, Trichocomaceae. Gene Ontology annotation, biological process: transmembrane transport. The record is from RefSeq and is a predicted model, not a curated record.